AUGGGACAAAUGGUUUGUUCUGGAGGCCUGGUACACACCCCCACUAAUACCUCCAUCGAGAAAGAACGCUGUCAUCUGGACCUUCAUGGCCAUCACUCCAAACAAGUGGAGUAUGUUUGGAAACAGCAUUAUAAAAUUCUGGUCAUCUCCUACUUCUCAGGACAGAUUGGCAUCGGUAGCACUGACUUUCGGAGGCGGGGUUGUUCCCUCCAUCCACCACACCUGUGUUGCUCUAUGACAGAAAAUCCUGUACUGAAUGGCAAUGUAACACUGAGCUGUAAAUCCAGCUAUGGCAAACCUGUUCCUCAGUACAAGUGGACCAAAGCAGCUCCUCUUUCUGAGGUCUUCUUCUCUCCCAUGCAAAAGUGGAGGUCCUGCCCCCAGCCUGUGCUUGUGCUGGGAUACCUGGAUGAGAGGCAGGGCACUCUUCGACUAAGCAACCUCACCAAAAGCAUGUCCGGCAAGUAUGUUUGCCGCGCCAGCAACACGGCUGGGACUGAUAGCUGCCACAUCAAUCUAGAGGUUUCCACCCCAGCUAGCAAUGCCUGGGUGAUCGCCGGGGCCACAGUGGGCUCCGUAGUGGGUCUGAUGGCUCUAGUUUUAUUCCUGAUCUUCAUCCUGAGGAGAAACCGUGACACAGAAGAGGAGAUGGCCAAUGAUAUCAAGGAAGAUGCACAGGCUCCGAAACGCGUCUCCUGGACUAAAAGUGGCACAGGAUCGGACAUCAUAUCAAAGAAUGGCACAUUGUCCUCAAUAGCCACCAGCCCUCCUGCACAGGACCCUCAGCAUCCACUUCAAAACAACCAUUACCCAUACCCUCCUGGUGCCUCGGACACCGCCUCCAUCCUCACCACCUCUGGAAGCACAACCACAUACCGCCUCCGCCCAGGGGACCCCAACCCACUACACGGCCUGCCUGGAUACAACGCCAGCGGGCACACCAAAUCACACACACCAUCACCACCAUGA
This is a messenger RNA of Cyprinus carpio (common carp), 969 nucleotides long. RefSeq names its product endothelial cell-selective adhesion molecule-like. NCBI's taxonomy places the organism in Eukaryota, Metazoa, Chordata, Actinopteri, Cypriniformes, Cyprinidae. The transcript is spliced from 7 exons. The record is from RefSeq and is a predicted model, not a curated record. Bases 1 to 969 code for a protein of 322 amino acids.